Messenger RNA from Letharia columbiana, 690 nucleotides. RefSeq lists its product as uncharacterized. Lineage: Eukaryota; Fungi; Ascomycota; Lecanoromycetes; Lecanorales; Parmeliaceae. The record is from RefSeq and is a predicted model, not a curated record. The transcript has 3 exons. The coding region runs from base 1 to 690 and encodes 229 amino acids.
AUGCGUUAUUCAAUUCUCGCCGCUCCCAUUGCCCUAGCCGCCAGUGUGUCUGCUGCCAGUAGUGUCACCACCGCCACUAGUGUGUCUGCUGGACAAUAUGCCACCUCCUAUAUCACCCAGGUUGUCAGCACUUUGACCACGUAUUGUUCAUCGGCGACCUCCCUGUCUAUCAAUGGCAAGAUCAUCACUGUCACCGGGGCCACAACUUUGACAAUCACCGACUGCCCUUGCACCCUGACGCAACAACUCGUUACAACCAGCCCCACCCCAGUCGCUGUCUCCUCGACCAAGGUUUCCUCGGUCCCUAUCGUCGUUCCUCACCAAGUCCCAGCUCCACCCCUUUCCUCGGCGAAGGUUGUCUCCUCGGUCCCAGCCGUCGUUUCCUCGACCAAGGUUGUCUCCUCGGUCCCAGCCGUCGUCUCCUCGACCAAGGUUGUCUCCUCGGUCCCUGUCGUCGUGGCAAUCUCUUCGACCCCGGCCGUCAGACUCACCACCGCCUCAGCACCAUUCCCAGCCUCUAACAGCACCACCCUGCGUGCCAGUACUGCUUCAGCCGGCACCACCUCUCGAUCUGUAUCCUCUACAGCGGCGACGCCGACGACGACGACCUUCAAGGGUGCCGCUAACAAAGUGGGCGCUUCCAGCGUCAGCUUUGUCGCUCUGCUCGGUCUCGCUGCUUACCUCCUGUAG